This is a messenger RNA of Nasonia vitripennis (jewel wasp), 3573 nucleotides long. It is a transcript of the gene Tpcn1, whose product is annotated as two pore calcium channel protein 1. Gene Ontology annotation, biological process: monoatomic ion transport; transmembrane transport. The transcript is spliced from 12 exons. The record is from RefSeq and is a predicted model, not a curated record. NCBI's taxonomy places the organism in Eukaryota, Metazoa, Arthropoda, Insecta, Hymenoptera, Pteromalidae. The coding region runs from base 181 to 2712 and encodes 843 amino acids. Gene Ontology annotation, cellular component: lysosomal membrane; endosome membrane. Gene Ontology annotation, molecular function: monoatomic ion channel activity; voltage-gated channel activity.
GGUCGCGUCGCGCUCGGCUCGCGCAGUUGUAUAUAUACUUACUGCUCGUGUAUACACACUACGCAGAGCAGACGUAUUCGCGUACUUAUUCGGCGUGAGCCGCGCUGCGGAUAACAUCUCGCGCACUGGUGGCCAAGUCAAAGAGACGACGAUCAGGAGGAGGACGUCGUUGCCGCACAAAUGCAGACUGCCCGUGGAGACGAUCACGAACCGGCCUCCACUGCACGGGACAGUUACCAGCGCUUCGAAGACGAUGCCGCCGAGCCCUGGAGCAAGUAUAACCGCGAGCCUGACGGUUCCGGCAGUCCAAACAGUCGGAUAAAAAUGCCUACAAGGGGGAGUGUGGACACUCCUAAUGAAAUGGGACAUCGUAUUCUGGCUGGUUUGGACAAUCAUAUGCUCACAGAAAAUGCUUCGUUAUCUCGCAAUCCUGGAACAACUUUCGAUGCAGAUAUGUAUUGGGAGAUGAAUUAUCAUGAAGCAGCAAUUUUUCUUGAGGAGGGCAGAAAUAAUGAAAAAUUUGAUUCACAUCCAAGGCAUCCAGAAGAUUUACCAGCAUAUUUGUUAGUCCACAAUAGCUGGUAUUAUGGUCUUGAUCUGUUUACAGCUUUGAUCUUACUAGGUUUAGCUUUUGUAGAGAAGCCAGCAGUACCUCUUUUUCAACUACCAGUGUGGGCUCAUGGUUCUAUAGAACUGCUGGCACUCACAACAAUUGGUGUUGAACUAGCUUUAAAACUAAGAUGGAUUGGGUGGGGAACUAUGCUUAAACACAAGCGGACUAUGGUAAAGUGCAUCACGCUCUUUAUCAUGUUCAUCGAGGCACUCAUCGUUUUGGUUCGCCAAUCGUCGCACUUAAGGGUGACGCGUGCUUUGCGCCCUAUUUUCUUGGUUGAUACGAAAUACUGCGGCGGUGUUAGAAGAUUCAUACGACAAAUUUUACAAACCCUACCGCCAAUUUUGGACAUGCUGGGACUUUUGCUGUUCUUUAUUUUGACUUAUAUGGUCUUAGGAUAUUAUCUUUUUUUCGAGAUGAACCAACAUUUCGAAACUUUACAGGACAGUUUUGUCAGUCUUUUCGUUUUACUUACUACGGCAAAUUUUCCCGAUAUCAUGAUGCAGUCUUUCGCGAUAAACAAGUGGUAUGCGAUUUACUUUGUAUCCUAUCUCAGCACCAUGCUUUACGUCAUGAUGAAUCUCAUGCUCGCCGUCGUCAAUGAAACCUUUACAUCGGCCGAGCGCGAUAAAUUUAAGAAACUGUUUCUUCAUAAAAGGAAAGCUUGUCAACAUGCUUUUAAACUUCUUGUCUCAAAGCAGAGCCCUGAUCAAAUGCGCUUCAAGCAGUUCGAAGGAUUGAUGCGGUAUUAUGCACCACAAAAAUCGGUGAAGGAUAUCGUUUUGAUGUUUCGUUACCUAAACAUUAGCGGCAGUGGGGCUUUAACGUGCGACGAGUUUUUAAAUAUUUAUGAUGCCACGGUUUUAAGGUGGGAACCACAGUAUUCUAGUGUUCCAUGGUACAAUAUGACAUGGCCACCUUUACAAAUUCUCUGUCAAGGAGCUCAUGCUGCUAUUUCAUGGGCGUACUUUGAAACUUUAGUUUAUGGCGUUAUCAUUGGAAAUGGUAUUGCCAUGAUUUUUCGACUAUUACAACCCGAAUCCGACCGAUUAAGGUCUGCUCAUUUGUUUGCUGCUUGCUGGGAUACGCUGCUUUUCGGCGGUUUGUUUGCUGCGGAGGCUCUGACGAAGGUGCUAGGUCUUGGUGUACGACGAUACUUGAGUUCUGGCUGGAACCUUUUUGAUCUCGGUACGUCAAUGAUGGUACUUGUAGCUGCAUCUGGGCUCACACUGUUUCCAAGCGCCGUCUUCCUAGUUAUGUUUCGACCACUUCGUAUGCUACGUCUUUUCAAAAUAAAAAAACGAUACAGGGAUGUCUUUGGUACAUUGGUAAUACUCACCCCACUGAUGUGUUCUACCGCAAUAGUAAUGUUAGUACUGUACUACUUCUUUGCUAUUAUUGGAAUGGAGCUUUUCGCUGGUAUCGACAUGAAAAACUGUUGCAAGAAUACGUCGGUGGAAGAUUUUUAUAAGUAUUCGGCAAACGUGACAACUGGUUUAGGAUAUUACUAUCUCAAUACUUUUGACAAUUUGAUGGCAAGUGGAAUGACGUUAUUUGAACUCACUGUUGUAAACAAUUGGUUUAUAUUGAUGAAUGCAUAUGCUGUCACCGUUGGAAUGUAUACAAGAGCUUACUUUAUGAUUUUCUAUUUGGUAACCAUGAUAGUUUUGACCAUUGUGGUGUCUAGUUUUCUGGAAGCUUUUCGCUUUAGGAUUCAGUACAAGAGAUCUACCACAAAACGUGAUGAAGAGAAGAUGCUUCACGAAGAAGUUGAAUUAAGAUACGACGAAUUAGAAUCUAUUGUUCAAGAUUUUCUAUUGAUGGAACAGAUUCGCACAUUUCUGCCAAUCAAUACUACAACAAUAUUUAUAGGAUCGAGACCUCGAACAAGGGAAGUUUUACAGCGUAGAAUGUACAUUCAUGAAAUUUUGGAAUGGCUAUCAGAAGCAAAGUCACAGGAAAGAAUAACGACGCCGUCUACCGUUAAUGAUUUUGAUGAAGAUAGUAUAGAUGAUCAAAUAAAUGAAACCGAUAGUGCAAUAUUAAACGGGGUUACGUUAACUCAGAGAAGACCAAGUGCUGUUUACAGUUCUACGUAAUAGUUGUAUGUAUAUAUAUAGCAAUAAGAAAAGGUUUUCUAUUAUUUGAGAAAAAUAUAAAACCGAAAGCACCUAGUCAAAAAAUUGUUAUAUUUUAGAAAGCACUGCUUUUUUCUAACAUCAAAUACUUAGUUGUGUAUGAAAAACAACUACAGCAUUGAUUUUGUUAUUACCAUGUGUAAAUUACUAUGUUAAUAGUAGUAAUCAUCGCAUCUCAUUUUCGCGAAAUAAUUUAUAUAACAUUGAAAAGCAUUUGUUGAUACGCCAAAGGAAAGUUGAAAGAGUAGUGCACGAAAUUGUAAAUUAUAUUGAAUGUAAGAUUACAUUCGCCGCAUUUAGAAAUUAAAAAUAGUUCGUUCAAUCAGGUUGCUAAUAGUAUUCUCAGACAAUACUCCACGUUAAAUGUUAAGAGCACCAGACUUAAUUUUUAAUAUUAUAAACAAUUCAAUGAAUCUUCCCCAGCACUGUGGUAUUAAAAAAAAAUUCUUUUGAUAACGUGUCAUUUUAAUGCGAUAUUUAUGAUGUAAGGUGAUUUAAAUAUAAAAUAUUAAAACAAGUACUAAAAUAAAAAAAAAAGUUUUAGUGUUUAGAACACAUUUAAGUUUUUAUAGAAAAGUAUACUUACGUGGAAGCGACUGUUGUACGCAAAAAGAUUAAGCAAAAUUGUAAUUAUGAAUUAAUUUUCAAGCGAAUCAAAGAUAGCAAAGGAUAAAGAUUUGUAAACAUAUUUUUUCAUCUGUAAGAAUUUAUGUCUAGUAGUUGUUUGCACCAAAGUAAGUAAAACUUAUCGAAACCGUUUGUACAGCGUAUUAUAAAGAUGUAAGAAAACCAAAAUAAAAUCUAUAUGUAUAUACACAUAAA